Molecule: messenger RNA, 1809 nt
Organism: Chrysochloris asiatica (Cape golden mole)
Lineage: Eukaryota; Metazoa; Chordata; Mammalia; Afrosoricida; Chrysochloridae
Product: chromosome unknown open reading frame, human C1orf116
Exons: 4
Coding region: 1-1809 (602 amino acids)
Source: RefSeq, a predicted model, not a curated record
AUGCCCGAGAGGGAGCUGCGGUCAGCGGGGCGGGGCUCGGAACCCGUGACCCGAAGACUCGGCAACUGUGACAGUACCAUGAACACCACCUCCGCCCACUCGGGAUCUAGUGACAGCAGUUACGACUUCCUGUCCGCUGAAGAGAAGGAGUGCCUGCUGUUUCUGGAAGAGACCAUCGGCUCUUUAGACACUGAGGCUGACAGCGGACUGUCCACUGAGGAGUCGGAACCAGUCACUACUCCCCAGGCUUCCCGUGUACUACCUCCAACCCAGCCUCCGCCUCAGGCAUAUCCAGAGAAAACCAUCAUUCAGCAAGCACCGGAACCAAGGAGAGAGACUCAGCCCAGCUCAUCCCAAGCCUCUGAGCCUCAAGGUCUGAACUUUAAGUCUGGCUCACACAGCCUCCCCAGAAAUAUCCACAUUAGCAGAAAGCAGGCGUCCACGAAAAGCACUGCCCAGGCCAAAAGCCACAUCCCUGGAGAGUCUGAGGGGCUCAUACCAGAACCUGAGAGCAAGGGUGAGCCCAUCCAGGUACCCACCAGUGCCCGGGAGGCUACACUCAAUUUGGACGUGGUGCUCAUCCCCCCACCAGAGGCCUUCCGGGAUACUCAGUUCAAGGGGUGUGGAGAAGACAGCCUUCCUGAGGGGCCAGGGCAGUUGAGCAGCACACCCAAGUUCCACACGUCCUCCAGUCCCCAGAAGAGAGUCGAGCCUUCUUCAGAGACCAUGUCCCAAAAAGCCAAUAAGAACGGCUCAGCAGGUGGCCCAGGACAACCCCAGCCUUGCUCUGCCUUGCCAUCUCAGAAUGCUAGAGCUGAAGAAGCUCCUCUCGCAUCUGCGGGAGAGCCAAAUGCCCCUCUGGUACCCCUCACAGCCCCUAAGCCCCGGAAGCUGCCACCUAAUAUUGUGCUGAAGAGCAGCCGAAGCAGCUUCCACAGUGAUCCACAAAACUGGCUGUCCCGUCACUCUGAGGUGGCCCCUGGAGAUUCUGGUCUGCUCCCUGCUUCAGUGCAGGAGCAGAGGAAAGCACGCAGACAAGCCCUGGAGAAGCUGGGGCUACCCCAGGACCAAGAUGAGACCAGCCUCCACUUAAGUAAGCCCACCAGCUCGCUCAGACUCAAGGAGUCUCCUGCCCGUGCCACUGCCCUGGCGCCAGCUCCAGCGCCCACCCAGAUCUCCACAGCUGUCCCUGCUUCAGGAAAGGCUCCAGCUCUGACUCCCCCUCUAGUUCGAGGGCCUUCUCCAAUGAAAGCUCUGGCUCCAGCUCAAGGACCUUUUCCCAUGAAGGAACCAUCUCCAGGAAAGACUGCAGCUGCCAAAUCCAUGCCAAUUCCCAUCCCUGCAGCCACAAGGGCGAAUAGUCCCCUGAGUCUGCCGAAGCCUGACACAGGGCUGACCCUCCAGGACAGCCACAUUCCUGGCCUGAGACAGAUGAGCUUCAAGUCCAAAACUCUGGAGCGUUCAGGCGUAGGGCUGAGCAGCUACCUCUCAGCCGAGAAAGACCUCAGUCCCAAAACCAGCUCAUCUCUGGAAAAGGGCUCCUUCUUGGACAAGAUCUCACCCAGCAUCUUGCGUAAUUCCCGGCCCCGCCCUGCCUCCUUGGGCACAGGGAAGGAUUUUGCAGGUAUCCAAGUGGGUAAGCUGGCUGAUCAGGAGCAAGAACAGAACUCCAAGCGUUUUUCCUUCUCAGGACAGAGCCGUGACAAACUGCCUCGACCCCCCUGUGUCAGUGUCAAGAUCUCCCCAAAGGGCGUCCCAGAUGAGCACAGAAGGGAGGCUCUGAAGAAGCUGGGGUUGUUGAAGGAGUAG